CGGGUGUGGUCGCAGCACCACCCCCCCCCACUCCCACACAAUGUCCAGAAUGUCGGUUGCAAAAUCAGCGAGAUCUGACAAGUUGCUCGGCAGCCGGUCGGCCCCCACCGCAGCAUCGCUGUCCAAUCCCACCGAGUCGAGCCCGACCGGCGGCGCCCCGCCCGAUCUCUCGCAUCUCCCAGCAACCACCGAGGCCGAUCUCUUGUCUGAGCCAGCCGACCCAGCUGCUCUGCCAGCGCCAGCCGAUCUCAACGCUGUUGCUGCCGCUGCCACCGCCGACGCCAGCCAGCCCCGACACCCGCCUGACGCUGUCCUCUUGGCUUCUCCAGGAGACUCGCCCCGCUCUUUCCUGCCCCCCCUCGAAUCGCGUAAAUUCUCGCCGCAGGAGAGCAACAGCCCACAUCCGCCCGCCCUGAAACACGCCAAACCGCUGUCGUCGCAUGAAGAUGACAACAAACCUAUGACUCGCGCCCAAGCUUAUCCCAACACCUCGUCCCUCCUGCCGAGCCAGGACAGCCCCGAGGACCGACCCUACCCUUCACGCAGAACCCGCCAGGCCGCUGCUGCGGCUGGAGCGUCGCUCUCAGACCGAGCCCGUUCGCUCAACAGAGAGACCGAGGCUGAGAUGUUUCCGCUCAAACGAAGAAGAGCCGAGGAAGCAUCAGAAGGCACUCGAUCUGUCGACAGCACCACUCCCGAGGCCAGCACCAACGGAGCCGCCGAUGCCGAGAGCGUCGCUAACGGAGAUUCGUCGCUGGCCAACUCCGAGACCGCGAUCUCGGGAUCGAGACCAGAAAAACGAACAAAGAUUACCCGAUCGACUGCCAGAUUGGCCGCCCUGGACGCUCGCUCCUUUAUCCCGGAACCAGCACAGUCCGACCCCGAACCAACAGCCUCAUCGAAGGCCAAACAGCUUGGCUCGAUCAAGACCGAGCCCGACGUAUCAAAAUCCACCGAUCGCCCCGCUCUCUACUCCUCCGCCCACCAGGACGCGCAUGAGUCAUCUGUCGCCAAAGACACCAAAGACACCAAACCGACCCCACGAAGCGAUGGGCCAGAGACCCGCUCUGCUGGCUCUGCUGGCUCUGCUGUGACUGCUGCACAUAUCUCCAGCGCUGCCGAGGGUCUGCCGCCAACCGUAGCGGUCGGUGAUGCCGCAUCUCCCGCCGCGCCUCAGCUCGAUGACGAUGAAGGCGACGUUGUUGAUCUGGAAGACGAUCUGCUGGGAUCACUGAACCUUCAGCAAGUGCAAGCAGCCGAGGGAGAUGCUCUGGACCGAGCCAAAGCGGAAAUGGAGAAGAUCUCGGCUGACAUUGAUGCAUGGUCGAAAUUCUACUUUGAUCUGAUAAACCAAGAUAUCCUCUUGGAACAAUCGGUGCUGGAAGAUGAAACACACACAGAGUUCAAGAUACAGUGCGAGCGCAUCCAGUCACAGCGGGACUCAAAGCUCGAGCGGGCGGAAUCACGGCUUCGUCUCGCGGAGGAGCAGGCCCAGACCAUGGUCGAUGCCGCGGUUCGGUUAGCACAUCAAACUUACAACGACGGUGCCCGCAAGAUCCGGAAAGACAUUAUGGAAUCAACGUCAAGUACAAUCUGGGGGCUUCGCUCGGAAUACGAAAUGUCGUCGUAUACCAGGCCAUCUGGCCAUGGCUUUGUGUAUGGACCCCUCACGUUGUUCAAGAAGAAGAAGGCGGCGAUAGAGUCGGCCGGACGCACCUCCUCGGGCCUGCCGGAGGGAGUGCAGUCGAUACCAGAUUGGGCAAGGGCAAUGAUGAGGAAGCGCAAGCAGCUGGGACUCAAGCCCGUGGCCACUCCCUCGUUCUGCGAUGGACUGAACGAAAACGAGAAGGAGGAGGAUCUGAUGUUCAUUCGCUUGUUGACAGGAGGGGUAGUAUGAGCUGCAGCCAGCAGAGGGCAGCGCACGCAACAAAUACAGUUUUGAUUACAGUCU
Molecule: messenger RNA, 1951 nt
Organism: Polychytrium aggregatum
Lineage: Eukaryota; Fungi; Chytridiomycota; Chytridiomycetes; Polychytriales
Exons: 7
Coding region: 41-1897 (618 amino acids)
Source: RefSeq, a predicted model, not a curated record